Molecule: messenger RNA, 2357 nt
Organism: Poecilia reticulata (guppy)
Lineage: Eukaryota; Metazoa; Chordata; Actinopteri; Cyprinodontiformes; Poeciliidae
Gene: gabrb3
Product: gamma-aminobutyric acid type A receptor subunit beta3
Biological process (GO): monoatomic ion transmembrane transport
Cellular component (GO): membrane
Molecular function (GO): extracellular ligand-gated monoatomic ion channel activity; GABA-A receptor activity
Source: RefSeq, a predicted model, not a curated record
AUGCGGUUGUGGUGGAUUUUACUGUUUGGGUUCUGGAGCGUCAGUGGGGAGCUACCAUUUAUAGCGGAGAACAACGCGGCCAUGCUGGUCAACUGGAACGCCGUGGAUGGGAAUAAAAAGCUGUACGCCAUUUACGAUACGAGCAUCAACGAGCCAGGAAACAUGUCGUUUGUCAAAGAAACUGUGGACAAACUGUUGAAAGGAUAUGAUAUUCGUCUCCGGCCAGACUUUGGAGGUCCACCGGUUGCUGUUGGCAUGAGCAUUGAUGUGGCUAGCAUAGACAUGGUAUCAGAAGUUAAUAUGGACUACACGCUGACCAUGUACUUCCAGCAGUACUGGAGGGAUAAGAGGCUGGCCUACGUGGGGAUUCCCCUCAACCUGACGCUGGACAACAGAGUAGCAGACCAGCUCUGGGUCCCAGACACAUACUUCCUCAACGAUAAGAAAUCCUUUGUGCACGGGGUCACGGUUAAGAACCGAAUGAUUCGACUCCACCCGGAUGGAACCGUCCUCUACGGACUCAGAAUCACAACGACGGCGGCCUGCAUGAUGGACCUGCGGCGAUACCCGCUGGACGAACAGAACUGCACUCUGGAAAUCGAAAGUUACGGGUACACCACAGACGACAUAGAGUUCUACUGGAAAGGGGGAGACACGGCCGUUACCGGGGUGACCCGGAUCGAGCUUCCUCAGUUCUCUAUAGUCAACUACAAGCUCGUCUCCAGGAACGUGGUCUUCUCCACUGGUGCCUACCCCCGCUUGUCACUGAGCUUCAAGCUAAAGCGAAACAUCGGAUACUUCAUCCUACAGACGUACAUGCCCUCCAUCCUCAUCACCAUCCUGUCCUGGGUGUCCUUCUGGAUCAAUUAUGACGCCUCGGCUGCCAGGGUGGCUUUAGGGAUCACCACCGUGCUGACCAUGACGACCAUCAACACCCACUUGAGGGAAACCCUCCCCAAGAUCCCAUACGUGAAAGCCAUCGACAUGUACCUGAUGGGCUGCUUCGUGUUUGUUUUCCUGGCGUUGCUGGAGUACGCCUUCGUCAACUACAUCUUCUUCGGACGCGGUCCGCAGAUGCAGAAGAAACUGGCUCUGAAGGCGCUGAAGGCAAAUAACGAGCGUGGCAGGUUUGACCGACCCAAGUCCAUUCUGGAAGGAGUCAACUGGAAGACCUCGUCAUCUCUUAAACAGUCCAAUCAAGUUCAGAGCCGCCGUCACUCACAUCAGGUUGACUCCCGCGGGAAUGUUCUACUGACGUCCUUGGAGAUCCACAACGAGGUGGGAAGCAACGAGGUCACCACCACCCUGAGCGAGACACACAACUCCACCUCCAUGACGUUCGACAACUCAGGGGUCCAGUACAGGAAGCCCAGCGCACCCAACGAGGUGGGCCGCCACAGUCUGGACAGGAACGCGCAGUUCAAAAAAACCCGCCUGCGGAGACGAUCGUCGCAGCUCAAAAUCAAAAUCCCCGACCUCACCGACGUGAACGCAAUCGACAGGUGGUCGCGGAUUAUAUUCCCCUCCGCCUUCUCCCUAUUCAACAUCAUCUAUUGGCUUUAUUACGUCCACUAACACACUGUGGUUUUGUUUUGUUUUUCUUUUGGUUUUUUUUGUUUUUUUAAACCCAUCUUUGUCUCGUUCCGCUUCUGGAAUCGGAGAGAACAUUUCGAUGCAACACACCUAACGUGGUAAAAAAUCCUGAACGUUUCUGGACAUAGCGAGUGCAGACUUUGGCCGAGAGACCCGUCACUCAGACUGUGCGACGUCAUGUGGGUUUUUACUGAGGGGGGGGGGGGGACUUUGAACAGCUGGGAGACGAAACAUCUUUGCACCGCUGGAGAUCUGUUGCUAGGACACCAGUGUUUUUAACGUGAUCGCAUUAUCGCAGGUCUCUUUAUGACAAUUAUAUUAUUUGUCUACAAGUCUUCACUUUGGCUAAUGUGGAUGCUCAGAUUUCUACAUGCAGACUAAAAUCUGUCUUAAUCGUUGGAUGUUUUGGAGAAAUAUGGUUUUUAGCUCAGUUCAAGUGAAAUCACUGAUGAGUCUUACAGUGCCUUGCAAAAGGAUUUAAACCCCUUGAAUGUUUCCACGAUUUAUCACAUUUUAACCACAUAUUCGAAUGUUUCAACAUUUAUUUUAUGUGAUAGACCAACAUGCGCAACUGGGGCAACAUUUUAGGCGUGAGAUAAACAAUUUUGAAAAUCUACAUGAUUGCAUUGUUGCUCUGGCUGAAUGUUUUAGAUCAAAGUCCUACUAGAUGGUGAACCGCUUUUCCAAUUUCAAAUUUUCUGUAGCUUUAACCCUUGUGCGUGUGAGGACUGAGGCAAACGUAGAGGACUGUGGCAAAUGAUACA